Molecule: messenger RNA, 450 nt
Organism: Myxozyma melibiosi
Lineage: Eukaryota; Fungi; Ascomycota; Lipomycetes; Lipomycetales; Lipomycetaceae
Exons: 3
Coding region: 1-450 (149 amino acids)
Source: RefSeq, a predicted model, not a curated record
AUGAGUGCAAUUGUUCCGCCGUUCACGCUUCAGACCGCAAUCAAGAAGGUCAAAGUCGCGCAGGAUCUAUGGAAUACGCGAAACCCGGCAAAAGUAGCAGCAGCCUACUCACCGAACUCUCUCUGGCGCAACCGCACGACUUUUGUCCAUGGCACGGCCGAGAUCGAAAAGUUCCUGACCGACAAGUGGAACACCGAGAAGCAGUACCGGCUCCGCAAGGAGCUGUUCACGUACACCGGCAACGAGAUCGCGGUCAAUUUCUGGUACGAGUGGAAUAACGGGCGCGGGCAGUGGUUUCGGACGUAUGGGCUUGAGCAUUGGACGUUUGGGGAGGAUGGGAAGAUGACCAAGAGACAAAUGUGCGGAAAUGACCUGCCGAUUGAGGAGGCGGACCGGUGGUUUCCUGAGUCGGUCGAGGAUGUCAACACUGUUGUGCUUCCCGAGGUCUGA